AAGAGAGCAGCAGCAGCUCUCUGUUUGUCUUUUGGUUGGUGACAACACAGGAACAUGUGGUCAUGCAGCGGCCAAUACGAAGCCCAGAGCAGGCGAUCAACACUGUAAGACUGUAGCAGCAGCAGCAGCAGCAGCAGCAGCAGCAGUAGUGCUGGCACCGGAGAGGAACUCCGCCGUCCGUCCCCUGCAGAAAGCAACCCCCUCUAAAAGAGACAUAGAGAGAGGGGGGAGAGACGGAGAAGAUUUGUUAAUAGAGCAGAGGAGGAUGAGGAAGCAGUGGGAAGGGGACGUUUUAGAGGAGGCUGCACAGAGGCAAAAACAAACAGGAUAGUGAAGGUGGCAACCCGAGAAGUCCUCCCCUCUACCUCCACAGAGGAUGUCAAAUUAGUCCUUAUUCAGCAAGGAGCGAGAGCAUCAACCUGAGGAUCAGAUGUUGUCCACGGCUCAGCAGAUGCUGCAGGAUAGCCGCUCCAAGAUUGAACUGAUCCGACUGCAGAUUAUCAAAGUCACCCAGGCUGGCAGCAGCAGUGGCAGCGGCGGAAUUGACGAGGAAGGUGGCGGAGACCCCAUUCAUGGAGGGACCUCUCCUGUCAGUGCUGUGGAUGCUCGUUUGGCAGAGUUGCAGCACUAUAUGCAGAGAGAGACAGAUGCAUUGGUGCUGGCCAAAGAUGUAGUGAAGCAGCUGGAGGGAAUCUCAUCCCUGGACCAGAAGGCACUGACUGAGGCUCAGACUCGGGUGCAGGAGUCCUCCCAGAAGCUGGAUCUUCUGCGGCUGUCUCUGGAUAAGUACAAGAAGGAAAACAACCAGGAGCCUGCAGGGGGGGCUCUUCCUUCUGAGGGCACUCAGUCCCCCAAAAACUCCAGACCUGGAUAUCCCCUGUCCACCUCCCCGUCCAUAUUCACUUUCAGACCUGCCUUUUUGACUGGGAAACUUGAAGUCAGACUUCUUGGAUGUGAGGAUUUACAUACAUCUCGGACAAACCCAGAGCAGGAAAACCAUCUUUGUCCCUCUGAAGACAGUUCAGAUGCUCACAGGACACAGGGACACCCUGUGGAGGUGAGUGCGGUGCUCCGGUUGGACAGCAGAGUGGUCGGACGGACGUGCUUAGCUGCUGUCGGCAGGCUGACCUGGGAUCAGACGUUCUUUAUCCAGCUGGAGCGGUCUCGAGAGCUGGAGGUCACUGUCUUCUGGCAGGACCGGAGAGCGAUGUGUGCAGUCAAGUUCCUGCGACUGGAGGAGAUGAUGGACAACCAGAACCAAAACCAGGAGUUCACUCUGGAGCCACAGGGCCUCCUCUACGCCAAGCUUCAAUUCAUAGACACUGUUGUUGAGCGGCAGCCGAAGCUGAGGCGUCAGAGAUGUAUCUUCACUAAAGAGAGAGGGAAGAACUUCCUCAGAGCGGCCCAGAUGAACAUGAAUUUUGCCACAUGGGGUCAUCUGAUGAUGAACAUCGUCCCUCGCUACAGCUCCUUCACCACCUUCAGCUCAUCCAUCUAUACGCCCCCCGACCUGGUGGUCAAUAACCCCCCACCUCCAACUGAGAUGGAGCCUCUAGCUACCACUCCACUGCCAAGCGAAUCUCCAGAAGUCAGACUCAGCCUCACUGAGGAUCAGCCGCCUCCCACCAGCCUCCAUCAGGGAGACAACCCAACCGCCAUCAUCACCACAGCACACACAACAUCAUCUGUGCCUGCAUCGCAAGAAAAGCUGUCUUCCAACACAGAAGAAAGUGGAGACCAGCCUGUAUCUGCUCUAAAGAUGCAGAUGGAAGAUUUCAAAUAUUUUUCAGUUCUGGGCAGAGGACACUUUGGGAAGGUUCUGCUGGCAGAGUUCAAGAAGACAGGAAAACUGUACGCCAUCAAAGCCUUGAAGAAAAGAGACAUUGUGACACGAGAUGAAGUGGACAGCCUUAUGAGCGAGAAAAGGAUCUUUGAGAUGAUCAACGCAUCCCGACAUCCAUUCCUGGUGAACCUCCACGGCUGCUUCCAGACCAGCGACCACGUCUGCUUCGUCAUGGAGUACUUACCCGGCGGAGACCUCAUGAUCCACAUCCACAACGACGUCUUCACCGAGGCCCAGACCAGGUUCUAUUCAGCAUGUGUCCUGCUGGGUUUAGAGUUUCUACACCUGAAUAAAAUCAUCUAUCGAGAUCUGAAGCUGGAUAACCUGUUGAUGGAUGCAGAUGGGUUUGUGAAAAUCACAGACUUCGGACUUUGUAAAGAAGGGAUGGGUCACGGCGAUCGGACCUCGACCUUCUGUGGGACUCCUGAGUUUCUGGCUCCCGAGGUCCUGACAGACGACAACUACACCCGGGCGGUGGACUGGUGGGGGAUGGGGGUCCUCAUCUUUGAGAUGCUCGUUGGAGAGUCCCCAUUUCCUGGUGAGGAUGAGGAGGAGGUGUUUGACAGCAUCGUCAAUGAUGAUGUGCAGUAUCCAGGGUCUCUUCCUCCUGAUGCGGUCUGCAUCAUCAAGAAGCUGUUGAAGAGGAAUCCUCUAAAAAGACUCGGAGCUGGAGAGAGAGAUGCAAAUGAGGUCAAAGGGGAGAAAUUCUUUGAGUCUAUCGACUGGGAAGCCCUCCUUACUAAGACAGCCAAGCCACCAUUCCUGCCGUCAAUCAAAGAGUCAAUGGAUGUCGGAAACUUUGACAGCGAGUUCACUCAACUUCAACCAAUCCUGUCGCCUCCCGCCAAACCCUUUAUCCUCUCUGCCGAGCAGCAGGAAGCCUUUGCAGACUUCGACUUCUGCGCCUUGCACGGAUGAAAGACGAGCUGAAAGGACCAGGGUGGGAAAUGUAAUACAUUUAGUCUACGGAUGGAAGUUUUUCCACUUUUGAGUCACUAACCCUAAUCAUUUACAUACUUUUGUAUCAAACCCCACUAUACUUGCAAGUAAAAUAAUUGAAUUGGGUAGCUAUUUACUAUUUUUGGAUAAAAACAUUAGAGGUUUAGCAGUUUAGCCAAAGGACUGAAAACAACAUUUAGAGGACUCUUUAAAAUGUGCUGUAUCAGCUCAGUUAUUAUCAGUCAAUUGUCAUAAAUUAGUGGCAUAAUCAGUGACAAUUAUUAUAAGUGAUUAUUAUCUAAAUAAAAAUAAGGUACCAAGAGUAAAAGUACUUUAGCAGCAUAGCCCAUUUUAGAAUAAUGUAUAUUAUUUUAUUUUAUUUUAUUGGUGCAUUAAUGUGUUUUAGAGAUGCAUUCUAUUAUUCAAUCUACAGAAAACUAUCUGGCAACAAUUUGUGAACUCAAUUAAACACUAAGGUUAUUUUUAUUGCAUAAGAAUGCUGUUUUCAGGCCCUCAAAUCUUCUCUCUCUAUUGAAUAUCCUGGGAUUAAUGUAAACAUACAUUUAAAGACAUCAACAUGGCCUUUGACAAAAUAAAAAGGAAAUUUUCACAAAUAUUUGGACAUUUUAUAAACCAAACUAUAACCUAAAAAAAUCUAGAAAAAUAGUCGGCAGAUUAAUAUUGAAAGUCUGCAAAGUUGAGUUAAAAGGUAUUGGAGUAAAAUAUACAAGGUAGCAUAAAAUGGAAAUACUGAAGACAAUCACAAGUACCUCUUUAGUACGUUUAUACGUUUCCCAGCCUGGUCUUGAUAGCACCAACUGAACUUAAACCCUGUAAAAUUCUGCAGCUCAUUCAUUUACAACAGGAACUAUCAUACAAACCCAUGGCUGAUUUUGCUGACUGUUCUGACCGCCAUCCAAUCGACGGCCAAUAGUCGAUAAAAUAAACGAGGCAGCAUUUUGUUUUUGUAACAGAGCAAAAGAAAGUGAGUAUAACCCUUCAUAUUUUCUGUGGAGAAUGAAGCUUUGCUCUGUUUGUUCAAGCAGUAAUAAUAACUCACAUGCUGUUGCUACAAAGAGUUUAUUUAUGAGAUCUGGUCAGGUGAAAUGUCUACAAACAGGAUGCUUGAAGAGUUCAUAACAUUAUCACCCCAUCUUUAUGGUUUACUUUCAUGAAUUAAAUGCUGGAACAUUUGUUCCGAAUCAGAACAAAUGCAGGGGGUUUACAAAAGAGUGCAAACUAAAUCUUCAAUUACUGUAUCCAUGCAGUUAAGACUGGCAAGAUAGUUCUUGAGUCAAGUUAUUUAAAUUUUUGAGGUUGAAAAUCAUGUCUUCCAAUCAAUGUUUGUCAGCCUAAUGAAUAUGUGACCAUUGUUCAUUGUCAGUCCAUUGACGUCAUCAUUUUAGCCACUUUUCCUCUUGAUACACUACAUAUUUUUUCUAAUUUUGAAUCUGAUGCACCUUAGUUUAGGCAGCAACUGCUUUGUUCUCUAAGAGUCUGUAAGCUGCCUUGAUGAUUUUCAUACCUCUCUGAAGGUUAACACAUGCUGUAAUGCUGACUUGUAUUUACUUGUGUAGCAGUGUGCCUCACUUGCUGGUGUGUCAUUCAAAAACAGGGUUAUAUGUGAUGGGGGGGAGGAUAUGUUUCACAAAUCAUCACAACACAAUAUUACAAAGGAAAAUUACAAUGACACGAAGCAUAAAGGAAAACAUCUUCAAAAGAAUAUUAAAAUCCAUAGCAUGUACAUACCCUUGAUAAAGUGAAAAAACAAACACUAAAUGAAAUUAUUUGGUUCACCAGAUAUUUAUUUGCUGUAAUCAGUCUCAACAAUCCAAGACUGAUGAGUUAAUAAUGACUCCUCCAAAACAAUUCAGCUUAGUUCAACGACUGUAAGAGCUAGAUAAUCUAGCCAGGUAGCUAUCUGGCUAAGCUUUCGCUAAGUCACUCAUGAUAACAUUUUCAUGCUAGCUGUUAGACUACUUCUUUUUUACAACACUUUACUGCCCGAAGCCACCUGAUACCAAUUAGAAUGUGUAAUAUCAAGUUUUUUUUACUUGACUACUGCUAACUACAAGCCUUCUACUAAAACCAUAGCUGUUAGCAAUAUCUGUGUUAGAUAACAUUGACUUGACUUAUGCUGACUGCCAUUUGUUUCAUGCUCAUCAAGUUGAUUAUUUAGCUAUAAGACAGUGUUCAUCAAUGUAAAACCAAACUCAUCCUUAUGUAUUAGCCUGUCUUUGGGCAGAAACAGUACGCAAUAUAUGUAUGAAUAACCAGUCCUAGCCUCUUUAACCAUCCUGUGUGUUGGAGACAGAUUCUGCUUGCUUUGUGGCCUUUGCUUAUUAUACAAUAUUUGUCCUUCAGAAGUACAGUACAUGCUGCCAAUUCUAUGCAUCACUGUGACAGGCUUUGCCCACUGCCUUGACCAAACAAACGAAACACACUAACCCAAUUUCUGGUUACAAGCCUUUUUUUAAAACAUGGAAAUGUUUCAAGUACUUCCCUCGUAAAGCAAAGAUGCAUCUAUCUCCACCUGACCAACAGUUUUUUAGCAGAAGUGCAUGGCACCGUGAUGAACUUGUGCACUAGAAAUUCUAUAAAUCCUAUAAAUACUAUACUAUAUAUAUAAAAGGUAAGCCAUAGAGAAUCUUAUAUA
This is a messenger RNA of Eleginops maclovinus (Patagonian blennie), 5438 nucleotides long. RefSeq names its product serine/threonine-protein kinase N2-like. Gene Ontology annotation, molecular function: protein serine/threonine kinase activity; ATP binding. The transcript is spliced from 21 exons. Gene Ontology annotation, biological process: protein phosphorylation; signal transduction. The coding region runs from base 431 to 2761 and encodes 776 amino acids. The record is from RefSeq and is a predicted model, not a curated record. NCBI's taxonomy places the organism in Eukaryota, Metazoa, Chordata, Actinopteri, Perciformes, Eleginopidae. Gene Ontology annotation, cellular component: cytoplasm; nucleus.